CUGCUCCAGGGACGGCGCUCUUGCCGUGCGGAAGACUCCUCUGUGCCCUGCUCCGUCCCGCUUCCGGCCUACCAUUUUUCCGCUUCCGGUCCGGUACUGGCGUCUUUGCUGAGGGUCACAUUGAGCUUCCAGCGACUUCAGGGGCAUCUUUAGGAGUCAGCACUAUGGCAGAAGACAUCAAGACCAAAAUCAAGAACUACCAGACUGCUCCUUUUGAUAGCCGCUUCCCCAACCAGAACCAGACCAGGAACUGCUGGCAGAACUACCUGGACUUCCACCGCUGUGAGAAGGCAAUGACCGCUAAAGGGGGUGACGUCUCCGUGUGCGAAUGGUACCGGCGUGUGUACAAGUCCCUCUGCCCCAUAUCCUGGGUGUCAGCUUGGGACGACCGCCGGGCAGAAGGCACGUUUCCUGGGAAGAUCUGAACUGGCUCCAUCCCACCUCCUGUCCUCCGUCCUUCUCCCCAGGGUGGUGAAGGGGGACCUAGGUACAUGGUGAUCCCCACCCUGGGAUCCUGAAUCAUGGUUUAACUAAUAAUAAAUGCUCGUUGGAAACAUGUAAGGCUGUGUAUGUGUAAAAGAGCUGGAUGAUGGGGCCAGAAGCUGGGGCGAAAUUAGUACCAUGAUCAGUAAAGGGGACUGAAUUCAGGGUGGGGUUUUUUGUUCUUUAUUUCAGUUUUUCUUUGAAUAAACUUUGACCACCUCUUC
Molecule: messenger RNA, 707 nt
Organism: Dama dama (fallow deer)
Lineage: Eukaryota; Metazoa; Chordata; Mammalia; Artiodactyla; Cervidae
Product: cytochrome c oxidase subunit 6B1
Exons: 4
Coding region: 165-425 (86 amino acids)
Cellular component (GO): mitochondrion; mitochondrial inner membrane; respiratory chain complex IV
Source: RefSeq, a predicted model, not a curated record